Messenger RNA from Vitrella brassicaformis, 5285 nucleotides. Lineage: Eukaryota; Vitrellaceae. The record is from the annotation of a GenBank genome assembly.
GUUUGUAUGUAUGUAAGUCAUAUGCGCGUGGUUGAGAGGUGGGAGGGAGAAAAAUAACUCAGUCUCGCUCACUCUCACAGACAGGCAUAGACAUGCACAGCCAGGCACACGGAUCUCUCCCGAAAUAAGUUCGAGAGGUGCCGACACGCAGUCAGAUGUCCAACUAUACAUCGCUCCUCCCUCACAGCCUCGCUUCAUUCCACAGACCAACCGACCAUUGAAAUCGGGCCUCUUCAAGGCCCACGCACCCACGCAUCGCAUGCACCCAUCGGUGCGAUAUCCAUGUGGCCCUCAGUCACCAAUCAGUCUUUGAGUAUAGGUAUCUUGACAGUGUGCCCCUGCCACUCGCCCCUCAGCUCGAUGGCGUCCCGCUUCAGCUGGGGGUCCAGCGCCACGUCGAUGAGGUCGACGGUGUCGUCCUCCUGCUGCUUGACCUUGGAACUCAGCAGCCUGCCAUUCGUGACACACACACACAUGGACACGAACACAAGUGUGCCGUCCUUUGUUGGUCUUCGCUUACGUUCUCAGCAUGCUGUCGUACUUCUCAACCUGGGCCAUGGCCAGCUCCUCAGCUGAAGGCACCCACACCACAGUACAGCAACACACCGAUUCAUUGCUUUUUUUCCCAUGGUGACACCCCGGUUCGCUGUGCCCUCUCUGAGUGAGUGCGAUAGAUCAAGCUUACGGUCAACGGCUCCUUCGGCGGAAGUGCUUGUCUCGUCCGAGUAGUCUUCUGGCGCUGGUGGCAUGAGGAUGCCCGCCGACUCCUUGGCCUUGCGCGACAUCGCCUCGGCUUCCCGCUGCUGUCUGAACCCUCCCCUGCUCCUCGCACGCUGCUUGGCGCCCUCCUCGCCCCAUCCCAUCACCUCGUCCAUCGUCGGGAUCUGGGACGGCAUCUGUGGAUCGAAAGGACACACAAGGGUGUGUGUGUGUGUGUGUGUGUGCGGUUGGGUGCUUGGCGCUGUGGGUGUAAGUGUGUGUGUGGACUGACCAGGAGUGUUUCCCUGUUGAGUUCGUCCCUGAUGAUGUCUUGGAUGAUGUCCUGCUCGCCCUCUGUCUGGGUCUGAAUGUUGCGGAUCACCUCCCAUGGGUCGUCCUUGCCCGCCUCUGAAUGGGAACCGUGGUAGUUACGAACACACACCAGCCACGGACACACAUUCGUCUCGAAGCUGCCCGCAUUGUGGUUCUCUCUCUGUGUCUAUGACCGUCUGACGUACCGACGAUGUAUCCCUCGAUGUCGUCGAGGGCAGCCUCGAGCUUCAGCCGCUCUGCACACAACGAACGCCACGACAUCCAUUCAUGAAGGAAUGCAGCUGCACAGGUGCGUAUGCGCGCGUGUGUUCGGCAUCUCUCCCUCACCUCCCGCCGGCAGUUCGGGGUCCUGCAGCCGCUCCUGGAUCUCCUUGGCUGCAUGGCAUGGCAUGGAUCAGAGAGGGAGGGACGAGACAGAUCACACGAGUGAAUGGAUAUGCACAUCAGAUGCGAUGCCUGCGUCCUGACCUUCGUUCUCGACGAACUCCUCAUACUCUUUGCGGAACUGGGCCAGCUCAACUGAUGGAUGGGACACACACGAUUUGACACAUGCGCACAACGUACACGUGUGUGCGUGGGGGGUGCGUAUGGCUGCCGACCUUCGUCAAACUCCUCCUCCAUGACCUCGUCGAGGAACUGCAGUGCGCGAGGGUCGUAUUGCUGGUUUUGCGCCCGCACCAACUGAACAAUGGCAUGGCACACGCAUACACGUGCACGCACAGAGGUCCGUGUCACAUCGAUUGAUCUGUGGCUGGAUGUCAUGCCAUUUGCUCACGUCUCCGACGGCGACCGCGGCCCGCUUCUUGAGGGCCUCGGGGUCGACUCUCUUGAGGUGCCUGACGUUCAUCUCCAGCCGCUUCUGGUUCUCGCGCAGCGCCUUCUCAAUCACCGCAGCGUCGUCCGUGUCGGGGACGUUGUCGAACACUGCACAAAGCAUUACCCACAAGUGUGUCGGUGUGUGUGUAUCUGCCUGUGUGUAUAUGCCCUUACGGCCAAGGACGUAGCUGCCGUUGAAGUCGAGGUUCUCAUACUCGAGACGGAUGUUCUGAUGGAUGGUGUCAGUCAGACAGAGUCAAUGAGUGAGUGCCUCUCUAUGUGGAAGGUCUGUGCGUGUCGGUGAGGGGUGCAGCCUCACCUCAAUGUCGAUAGCGGCCCUUCUCUUCUUCUGCAGCUGCUUGUAGCCUUCCUUGCCCAGCAUGGUCACCAGAUCAUACUCCUCCAGCGCGGCCGCACUGACACACACACACAAAUACAGAACGUGUCACACACAGGAUCGAGAGAGAGAAGGCUGCGUGGAUUUCUCACUUGUCCGCCUCCCACUGCCUCUCCUCCUGAGAACAAACAGACCCAUCCACACGGACACACAUGGACGAGCACACCACCCCACUGGCGGCUUCCGUCUUGUGUUGUGUGCGUACCCUGCUUUGUCUCAUUUCCCCGCCGGCUCUGCGCCCCCCAGCCCGCCUGUCGUCCUCCUGUCCCGCCUUGAACCGCUCCAUCCGCUGCCGACGGUUGCGGAUGGCCAUCAGACGUCGACGCUUGGCAGCCAUCACCUCGUCCUCCUCGCCCUCGCCCUCAGCCUCGGGCGCCUCCUCCUCUUCGUCCGCUGGUGGUUGUGGGCGCUUCCUUCUGUCCUCCUUGCCGGUGUCUGUGAGUUGGGCCUCGUCGAAGAACCCGCCCUGCUCUUGGGUGAGGUACAGGUACUUGACCUCGGGCUCCUCGCGGUCAGUCACGAUGCUCUUCAGGCGCACCUGGUGGCCACACAGAGAGGGAGAGGGAGAGGGGGAUGGGUGUAUGGGGGACGGGGAGAGAGAGGCUUGCUGUGUGUCGUGCCUGUAGUGUGGUGUUGAGUCCGGCGUCUGAGGGAAGUGUGUCGACGUUGAGCUCCUCGAUGGGCAUCACGCCAAUGAGCCCGCUGUCAGACAACUCCAUGUACAGGAAGUCCUCGUCGUAGGCCACGAUCUGAACGACCAACCAACCAACCAACCAGCACACCGUGACACCAUUUCCAUCGACUAAUGCGUAUGCGUAUGCGUGGGUGGGAUGGGUCGAUGGAUGGGUGGGUGGGUGACCUUUGCAGACACGCGACCGGUGGUUUUGAGGCUUUCGGCAAGACCGGUGUCCUGACCUUGGCUGCACACCACACCAGCAGACAGCGCACAGCACAAGGGGGCGAGUGACAUCAGACCACAUAUAUCGCGGCCCUCAUUUCUUUCCCUCUCGCUGACUGACAUACAUUUUGGUCUCUGCCUCUGCGACAAGCGCCUCGACGUCGAUCUCCUCACUGGGGUCGUAAGGCAGCAUCGACAGCUCCACGCGCAGCCGGUUGGUGAGGCGCUCGGCACCAAUGACGCGGUAGGUCACCUCGUCGCCCACUUUGAACAUCGCCUGCACGCACAGUACAGACACGGGCGAAGUGAUAUGUGCGCUUUUGGCGAGGGCAUCUAUCCGUCUGUCUGUCUGUCUGUCUGAGAGCCAAUCAGCAACUGAACGUGAGAAUGUGUUUCUCUCCAAGUGCCCAUGGCAGUGCAUGGGACGACAGCGAGCUGGGAUUAUCGUUGUCAUCACCUCUCUCCCUCUCUCUCUCUCUCUCCUCUUCCCUCUGACACACCUGUCUGCCUGCCUGCCUGCCUGUCUGCUCACCGUGAGGUUGGUCCUUGGCCUGACGUCGGGGAUGUUGGAGCGGUGGACAAGGCCCUGGACGUCAUCGUGCACCCCCACCCAGACGCCCAGAGAGGUCACCUGGUUGAUAGGUGGACACACAGACACACAGGGAGGAGGGCACAGGUGUUGUGUCUGUCUUGUGUGUUAUAUAUGUCCUGUGUGAGCUACCUACCGUUGUGAUCUUGCCCUUCCUCGUCUCCUUGGGGUUGGCGUCAGCGAGCUCCUCGUACACCUUGUUGUACACCGUCUGCAUCUCAGCCUCCUGCACCGACCAACCAACACACACACACACACACAAUACACCCUCCUCUCUGUGUGUCUGUGUGUCUGUGUGUGUGGCCUGACCCCACUUCCCCCACCCCACCCCACCCCACAAGCAAAGCGCAUACCCUCUUCUUCCUCUCCUCAGCCAUCUUGAGUCGCUCCUCCAUCUCCAUCUGGUUCUUGGGGUCGUACGGCAGCUUGGUCAGCGCCACUCUGUUGGUCUCGGAGUUGAUGUUGAUGACGCGCACAUCCUUCACACUGUCCCCCAGGUUAUAGGUCGAAUCGGGAGUGGCGCCCUCGGGCAGACCCAUCUGGUUCUUGUGCAGGAGGCCCUGCACCCCCGCACCGAGGUCGAGGAAGACGCCGAAGUCCCUGAUGCUCGACACCACGCCCGUGGUGGUGUCCUCGGGACUCAUUGCCGUGAUGCGAUUCAGCACAUCUUGACGGGUCAGACCUGCACAAGACAAGACAACACAACACGGCAAUGCUUGGCCACUCACUACUCCUUCCUCGCUCCUUUCCUACAUACCUGUCUUCAUGGUGAAUGCGAGCUGCCGCUUGUUGACGUCUCUGCGGACGACCUUGACCACCACCUUCUCGCCGAUCUUGACGAAGUCGCGCACGUUGGCCACAUACGUGUCGGAGAGGUCAGCAAUCGGCACCAGACCGGGACGCUCUGAGCCAACAUCGAUAAAACAGCCGUAGUCCUCUAUGCGCUGUACACAGACAACGGGAAAGAAAGAGAAAGAGAAAGUGCGCUACUCAUGGCAUCCAUCCCACGUACCGUCACGAAGCCGUCGAGGUACAUGCCGACCUCGAUGUUGCGGAAAGGGAUCUUGCCCAGGUCGGGAUCGACCUCCGGCUUGGAGAUCUCGCUGGGGUCGACGUCAAGACCAGCCGCCAUGCGCAACACAGACCAGCGUUGUUGUCGUGAUGGUCGAUGCCGCCGCACCAGUGAUGGAGGAGAGCCGCUGUGCGAGGCCAAUCGCUGCAGGCAGAAGGAGAGGCACGCAAGCACACAGAUACAUACACACACACGCGCUGCUGCCGUGCCGUGGGCAGAUCUUGUAAGGCCUGCUGACACACCCUGUGGGGCGAUGAAAGAGAUGCACAAGAGGACGACAAGGAUGGCGGGCGCACAAACGCUGCACCAAACAACACAGAGCACACCAAACAUACAAGCAGUGAGUAGAUCUGCCAGCAGCAGGCGUAUUGCUUGUUUGGCUGACCAGGUCUCCAUGCCAGUGCCGCCCUCGAGAGUUCGAGCACCACGAGCACAGAUCCCCACAUGCCGCCUAACCGAGCCUUCAUCUCGGCUCCUUCCC